Dictyostelium purpureum is the source of this 3567-nucleotide messenger RNA. RefSeq lists its product as uncharacterized. The record is from RefSeq and is a predicted model, not a curated record. Lineage: Eukaryota; Evosea; Eumycetozoa; Dictyosteliales; Dictyosteliaceae. Gene Ontology annotation, molecular function: phosphatidylinositol binding. The coding region runs from base 1 to 3567 and encodes 1188 amino acids. The transcript is spliced from 3 exons.
AUGGGUAAAGGAAAUAAGUCAAAAAAAACUUCAAAAACCCAUUCAUAUGAAGAUGACGAUUAUAUAGAUGAAUAUAAUUCAGAUGAUGUUGAGGUUAUAACUGCUAUUAAAUCAAAACAACAAAACAAUAUUAGCAAAAAUAAUAAUAAUAGUAGUAGUAACAAAAGUAAUAAUAAUAGUAGUAACAGCAACAGUAACAGUAACAGCAACACCAACAGCAAAAACAAUAGUAAGCAAAAGCAGCAAAACAAUCAAAAUUCUUUUGAUAUGGAACCAAUUAGACCCUCGCUUUAUAACACCUUAAGUACAGAUGAUGACGGUGAAGAGGAAGAGGAGGAAAACAAUACAAGAAACAGUUCAAAUGGUAAACUUAAUAACUUUAAUAAUAGCGAUCCUGAAGAUGAGGAUGAUAGCCAAGAGCCUGUAGACUAUGACGAUAUUGAUGAAAGUAAUAAUAUUAUGGCUAAUAAAAAUAAUAAUAGAAAUAUUAACAACAAUAAUAGCAAUAACAACCAUAACAGUAACAAAAAAAAAUCUCCAUCAAUUACACCUCCACAAAAAUCAAAUUCACCACCACCAAGAGAGCAACAAGUGGAAUGGCUAUUACAAAAUGAAAAUAUUAUAUUUCAAAGAGAUGGCGUUCUUCAUAAAAUUAAUAUGGGUUCUAUUUUUAUUACGAAUCAAAGAAUUGUUUGGACUGUCGAAGAUAACUCUGAACUUUUGGUCUCAAUUGAUAUAGCCAAAGUAUUAUACUCAAAUGUUUCUCCAUCUACAUCACAACAAGUAUGGAAAUUAAAGGCCCCUGGAAAUGACUAUUUAUUUAUUUUUUCAGACCCAUGGACAAGAGAAUCCGUUGCCGAACUUGUUAAUGAAUUUAGAAAAAUUCAACACAUAUUAAACCCACAAAAGAUACAACAAGCCCCACCACAACAACAGCAACAGGAUGAAAUUUUAAGAAGACAACAGCAGCAAGAGCAAGAAGAAAUAUUUAGAAGACAACAACAACAGGAGCAAGCUUUCAAAAAAAAACAACAAGAACAACAAGAGCAAUUAAGAAAACAAGAAGAACAAUUAAAACAAAGAGAACAAGAGUUAUUAAGACAACAUCAAGAUUUCCAAAGAAGACAACAAGAACAAGAUGAAAUGCUAAGAAGACAACAACAACAACAACAACAACAACAACAAUCUAAAAUGUAUCCAUCAGUUUCAGAAAGACACUCACCUGAGUUUAAUCCAAGUAAAACCCCAUCACCAACUCUAAAUAACUCACCACCAUACUCACCAAAGCAACAAUCCAAUAUGUAUAAUAACAAUCAAAAUAAUAAUCAGCAACACCAAUAUAACAAUAAUAAUGUUCAUGUUCAAGAUAUUGAUGAUGGUGAUGAAGAUGAUGAAGAUUAUUAUGAAGAAGAGUUUAGUCAUAAAAAUAAUCAAAAACCACAAAUCUCAAGACAAGAACAAGAAGAACAACUUUUAAGACAAGCACAACUCUUAAAACAGGAAGAAAUGAUUAGAAAACAAAAACUACAACAAGAACAUUUACAACAACAAAAAUUACAACAAGAACAACAACAACAGCAACAACAAAGAAUGAAUCAACAGUUGCAACAACAACAAGCACACCAACAACAGGUAUCCCAACAACAACCAAACCAACAACCAAACCAACAAACACAACAAAAUAAUAAAAAAACCAAUAGCAAUGAUGAUGAUGGAUUUUUUAAUGUACCAAUUAACAUGGUAGGUGAUGAUGGAGAUUCAAAAUGGGAAGAAGAAUCAAAUGGAGUUGAACUGGCUGGGUAUUAUGAUUUAGAAGUUAAAGAUCCAAAAACCCAUAGUGACGAAAGUGGAGUUUAUGUAUCAUAUGCAAUUCAUGGUAAAUACAAAGAAAGUGCAACAUCACAACCAGUAGUUGUUCAAACUAGAAGAAGAUACAGAGAAUUUGAAUGGCUUCAUCAACAAAUUAGCAUUCCAUCAAGUCUCCAUUCGCGUAUACCAUCAUUACCACAAAAAUCAAUUUAUCAAUUUUGGAACAAAACUGAUGUCAACUUAUUAAGACAAAGAUGCUCAGCUUUAGAUCAAUUUAUGAAAAAUAUUUCAGUUAGCGCCACAUUAAGAAAUCACACAACUAUGAAAUUAUUUAUGGGUUCUAAAUCCAUACCAACCCAACCAACUACCAUCACAGAAAAUUUAAUAAAUAUCAGUAAUAAUAUUUUAUCUCCAACCACCAUUACAAGCUUGACCAAUGCUAUUAGCGGUGGCGGUGCUAUUAGUGCAUCUGCCAAUCCAAUGUAUCAAGACAGUAUCGAUGCCAACUUUUCGUAUGAAUCAUCAGUUGAACGUGACUAUUGGAUCACUAGAAAGCUAAUGUCAAAAUGGAAUAGAAUUCCAAAGCGUUUGCCAUUCUCUAAAUUUUUAGUUGUCGUAUUAGGAACUGUAUCUGCCGGUAAAAGUUCUUUCAUCAAUAAUUUUUAUAAUCUUCAAGUCAAAGUUUCAGCUGACGAGCAAUUGGAUACUCAUUUUACACUUAUUGAAACCAUUCCAAGACAACAAUUCUAUGAAUUAAGUGAUCAACAAAUGCCAAAGAAAUUUACAAGAGAGCAACUUAACGAAAAAAUUAAAGGUGAACCAGUUAGUGAUCCAAGACAUGGCCAUGUAUUCCUUUAUUUAGAUAAAACAUUCACUCUUAGUAGAUAUGAUGCACAAUUUAGCAACUAUAGAGAUAUCAUUUCAAAUUUAAAUUUAGUAAGAACAGUAUUAAUCAACGAAGAGUAUUUAACGGGCACUCCAGAUGAAAUUAUGAACCAAAAAAAGACCAUAUUUAUAGAUUCACCAGGGUUCGAACCAAAAACUGAACACGACCCUGAAAAAUUAUUGGGCAGUAUCCGUGUUGUACAAUUUUUCCAAUCAACAAGUGACCUAACAUUAUUUAUGAUGAAGGCUAAAGAGUUGGCAUUGGUAUCAUCGCAAGUCCAAAUUGUUGAACUUUGUGUACUCUAUAAAACAUAUGGCCCAGAAAUUGUUGAUCAUAUGGUAACUCAAAUGUUUAAUAAAAAAGGGGAAUCUAAAUCUUUCUUUUCACUCUUUGAAAUGGUUAAGGGUUUAGUAGAACAAAUUCGUUUAAAGAAUAUACCAAAGACACAAGAAAGUAACGGAACAUCUGUAUGGGAUGGUAUUAAAUUUGUCAUGACCCAGAUUGAUUCUGUAAACUCAAAUCUUAAAGAACAAUUUUUUGAAUUAGGUAGACUUUUAGGUAAAGGCUUAAUGUUUUUAGAUCCUCCAACUUUCCGUCAAUGCAAAGCCAUCGCUUUACCAAUGGAUAGAAAAUUCAACUCUAUUGAAGAAAGAAAAGAAAAGUGUGGUGAUCUCGACGAACUACUUUAUUAUAUUUAUAAUCUCAAUCGUGGCAGUACUUACAACUCUCGUUUAGAAGGAGCCAUCGAAGAAAUGACUACCGACCUUCUCUGUAAUAUUCAAAAAUCCUGGACCAACUAUUUAUUUAAUAGUGAUUAUAAUUUAGUUUUGCAAUUAAAAGAAAGAUCAAAAAAUAGGGAUAUUUUACCUUGA